CCCAUAUCAGGGAAAUCCAAUAGAACCCAAUUACCCGGCCCCCCUCUUCCUUCCCAGCACUCCAUCUUCGAAUCUUCAAUCUUCUUCGAUUCGCUCAACCCAAUUUACCCAGUUGAUCCCUUUCUCAUUUCUAUUAACUACCUGGAGACACUCAUUGACUUGGGUUAAUCUCCAAAUUAGGGUUUACGCCAUUUGCAGAGAAGAGUUUUGAGGCUUGCGAUCGCUGUUCAGGUUGGAACCACUGGUCUCCUGCAACUUAGUUAGCUUCAUCAUUGUUCUCAGGUCUUGUUGAACAUCCUUUGCUAUGGCAUCUAGGCGCAAUGUCCAGUAUAGCCGUCUUGCUACUGAUGAAGAUGAUGAUUAUAAUGGGAGAGGCGAUGACCGUCGGUUUGACUAUACGCCAAAGUCCUUUGAUAAAGUUCCGUGGAAAUCCAUAGGCCUUGCUCUUUUCCUGCUUUCUCUUGGAUCAUUGCUUCUCUUCCUUUCCUAUUUCAUUUUCACUGGUCACAUGGGAGGGGAUAUGUCCCAAGCCUAUGGCCUUCUAGCUCUAGGAAUUCUCACCUUCCUCCCAGGCUUUUAUGAGACGCGGAUUGCUUAUUAUGCAUGGAGAGGUGCAAAAGGGUACCGUUUUGCAUCCAUUCCGGACUACUAGGCUUUUGUUGUCUUCAAACUUUUGCGAAUAAUGCUGUAAUGGUGACACUUUCAGUUGACACGAUCAUGUACAAUCCACAUUGUAAAAAGCCACAUGAAUGGUAUUUGUAGCCUGUUUGUUUCUUUAUUGUCAAAUGACUUGUUUGCAAAGGCCUAGAGGUUGUAAACUGCAAUGAACGCCCCCUUAGUUCAUACUAUGAUAAAGAGGUUGUACUACUGUUCCGUUUUUGUAGCCCGUUCUGAAUCAAGCCUGUCUGAAUUUCGGUUUCA
Molecule: messenger RNA, 921 nt
Organism: Rosa chinensis
Lineage: Eukaryota; Viridiplantae; Streptophyta; Magnoliopsida; Rosales; Rosaceae
Product: transmembrane protein 230
Exons: 3
Coding region: 305-652 (115 amino acids)
Cellular component (GO): endomembrane system
Source: RefSeq, a predicted model, not a curated record